Messenger RNA from Ilex paraguariensis (yerba mate), 539 nucleotides. The record is from the annotation of a GenBank genome assembly. Lineage: Eukaryota; Viridiplantae; Streptophyta; Magnoliopsida; Aquifoliales; Aquifoliaceae.
GCAAAUAUAUUCUUCUUCCUACUGAACUCAAACUCCAAGUUGAGGGAGCCUUGGUUUACUGUACCAAGAGCUUGCCUAACCUAGUCACCGAUCAAGCCUUGUUUGAGUGCCAGCUAGGUCCUGCCCCCAAAGCUCCUGUUGUGACCUUUACACCUAGUCCUUUCCCCCCAAGUGGUAAGUNGGGAGCCUUGGUUUACUGUACCAAGAGCUUGCCUAACCUAGUCACCGAUCAAGCCUUGUUUGAGUGCCAGCUAGGUCCUGGCCCCAAAGCUCCUGUUGUGACCUUUACACCUAGUCCUUUCCCCCCAAGUGGUAUGGCUACCAAGGUUGACAAAAAACUGUUAAAGGAGAUUAAAGCAACUAAAGACCUAGGAAGUGGUUCCCCUCGCCAUAAAAAGCCAAGGCUAGCUUCUGCUAAGACGAUGACACCGGCCUCCAUCCCUCCAGGUGCAGAGUGGAAGGCCCCUAAAGAGUCUAGGUCUUCAAUGUGGGAGAAUGGAAAGGAGGUCAGGGCUCAUCUCCAUAGAUUUGUUGAUUAG